AUGAGUGAUAAGGUAAUUGAUCUUGUUCAUAAUUUUGAGUACAUCGCAGAACAUCACGAGAUAUUUAUUGAAGAUUGUAAACUGUUUACUGUAUUUGGAGAUGAAGAAAUCGAAAAAAUUUUGAAAUUAACAAAUUUAUCUCCAAAUGAAUUUAUUAGUCUUAUUCGACACAUCCCUUCAACAGUUAACGAAGAUAAAGCAUAUAUUCAUCUCCUUAAUGCAAAUGUUUCUUUAAACAAUUUCAAAGAAGCAAUAUCAAUUCUUACUGUAAUAAAAAAAAAGAUGAAAUUUCAAUUAUUCAAUAAUAUUAUUCCAAUCUUAAUCGAAAAAUACAACAAGUUGAUUGAAUCAACGAAAACAAUUGAUAAACUACAAUCUGAACUUAAUAAUGAAAAGAUUCAAAAUCAAAAAAGUCGAAAUCAAAUCAAUUCACUCAUCACACAAAUCAACGAUAAAGAAGCACUAAUAUCAAAAAUUUCUCAAGAAAACAACAAUCUUCGGAAUGAAAACAACAACUUCAAGAAGCAAAAUUGCGACUUAAAUAAAAAAAUUAAUGAUGUUUUAUCUCAUUGCGAUAAAAUAAUUUAUACGAAUUCAAACUAUAAGAAUGAGAUCAAAAAGAAGGAUGAGGCUAUUAUACAAAUUACAUAUGAUUUGGACAAACAAAAGAAGAAAAUAAGCAAACUACAUUCAGAAAAUCAUCGGCUUAAAGACAUAUCAAAUCAUCCAAAAUUUAUCAAUCAGGAAUUGAAAGAUUUAAGAGAUUUGGAAAAUGUUUACAACUUCAUUGAUGAUCUUACGAAUAAUUAUGGAAAACAAAAAUGUAUUUUAAAAUCAUAUAUUAAAGCAUUAGGAGAAUUGCAUGAAGAUGAGACUGGAUUUACAUCACUACAUUUAGCAUGUCAAAAGGGAAAUUUCAAUUUAGUUAGAUAUUUUAUUGAAUGUGAUUGUGAUAUCGAAGUAAAGAAUAACAACGGAUGUACUCCAUUAAUAUUGGCAUCAUAUUGGAAUCAGCUUGUUAUUGUCAAGUAUUUAAUUUCUAUUGGUUCGAAUAUUGAAGCGAAAUCAAAAGGUGAAAAUACACCUCUUAUUGCGGCAGUAUUAGGGGGUAACAUUGAAGUUGUUAAAUAUCUUAUUUCCAUUGGUGCAAAUAAAGAAGCAGUGAAUAAAGAAGGAAGAAAUUCACUCAUUGAGGCAUCAAUAAAUGGAAAUUUGGAUUUAGUUUAUUAUCUAAUAUCGAUUGGAAUUAAUAAGGAUGUAAUUGAUAACAAUGGCUAUUCAUCAAUCAUAUGGGCAUUAGAAAAAGGGCAUUCCCAAGUUGCUUAUUAUCUUGCGUCUGUUGGAUCCUUUUUAGAAAACAAAGAUUCAAAUGGGAAAACAGCGCUAAUUUUGGCCUCUGAAAAAGGUGAUACUUUUUUUGUCCGAUUACUUAUGUCUAAAGGAGCAAAUGUCGAAGCAGCAGAUAAAAAUGGAAAAACUCCUCUUUUAUAUGUAUCUGAAAAUAAUAAUAUGGAACUUGUUAAAUACUUUAUCUCUAUCGGAGCUAAUAUUGAAGCUAAAGAUACAGAUGGAAAAACUGCUCUCAUAUAUGCAUUAAAAAAUGGCAACCAAGAUAUUGCCAAAUUUCUUAUCAUCAACGGAGCUAAUAUAAGGGUCAUAGAUAAAAAACGGUAUCGUGAUAUGAAUAAUUUCCUGAACACCGCUGCAUAA
Trichomonas vaginalis G3 is the source of this 1710-nucleotide messenger RNA. Its product is annotated as protein ubiquitination. The transcript has a single exon. The record is from RefSeq and is a predicted model, not a curated record. Gene Ontology annotation, molecular function: protein binding. NCBI's taxonomy places the organism in Eukaryota, Parabasalia, Trichomonadida, Trichomonadidae. The coding region runs from base 1 to 1710 and encodes 569 amino acids.